This is a messenger RNA of Colossoma macropomum (tambaqui), 4229 nucleotides long. RefSeq names its product cytokine receptor family member b2 (gene crfb2). The coding region runs from base 384 to 1931 and encodes 515 amino acids. The record is from RefSeq and is a predicted model, not a curated record. Gene Ontology annotation, molecular function: protein binding. The transcript has 8 exons. Lineage: Eukaryota; Metazoa; Chordata; Actinopteri; Characiformes; Serrasalmidae.
UGUCUGUGAUGACGUUGCAAGAAACCCGUCUACACGUAUCCGAAGACUUUUAUUGUGAAAAAUAAUUCGACUGACCUGGGAGUUGCAGGCAGAGAGCUUACAGCGAACUACAAAUCACUCUAGCAAGACAUUUCCGAGAAAUAAGGAUCAACUGCUCAGUAAUGACAUAUCUGAUCCUGCACCGCGGCUUCCUCCGAGUCUUCUCAGAACAGCCUGCCUGUUUGUUUGUUUGGAGCGUUCAAUCCCCGGUCAUAGCUGAUUAUAGGCAACUCGAGUAAACUUAGCAUGCUUGGACAUAGCAAGUAAUUAAGAGUGGUGCUGAGAUGUCCAGAAGAAGGAAUGGUGUGUAAAGGAGAAGAUGAGGGGAAUUCAACUUUGUGGAAAUGAACAAUAUCCAAUUUCCGCUACUUCUCACUGUCGUUCUGCCCGUCUCAGUGUUGUGCGUUCACCUGCCCGCACCUGUGAAGCUUUUAAUGAAUUCUCAGCACUUUGUCCACCUUUUGACCUGGGAGGCUGGACCAGGGUCUCCUGAAGGUGUGCAUUACACUGUGGUGUUUCGUACGCGCAGUAAAAACUGGAUGACUGUGGAGAGUUGUGAGAUGGUACGUUCCCCUUUGUGGUGCAAUCUGACUGAGGUUCUGUCAGAUCCAUAUGAGACCUACUACAUCAGAGUGUCUGCACACCUGGGGAAUCUGACGUCUGUACCCACCAACUAUGAAGAAUUCAUCCCUCUCAAAGACACUGUCCCAGAACUGCCUUCACUGACCGUCUCUCCGUGUAAUGAGUCUGUGUGCGUACAUCUUCAGGCUCCAUCUGAGAGGCUGCGUAAUGCCUAUAACUGCUCUCCGUACACAAGCAGAUGCUUUAAGUACAGACUUGAUGUCAACUCAUAUGGAGAAUUUAAGUUCUCGAAGGAAACACAGAGGUUGGGAACUGUGGUUCUAGAGUAUCUGGUUCCAGGCCAGCAGUACUGUGUGAGUGUGAGCAUCAUCAAUCGCAGCUCUGCUAACAGCCCAGCUGUAUGUACUUCUACAAUCAUGGCGUCCAACACAGAUGCUGUGAUUUCUGUGGUUACGUGUUUAGCGGUGCUGUUGUUCUGCGUAAUCUUUGGUCUGCUGUUCAUCUCUGGGUUCGUCUGCCUGAAAACCCACCUACCCCGCGUUCUGAGUUCCUUUCAAAGCCCAUAUAAAGUGCUGUUACUGGCCUUUCCCACUACUGAAUCCCAAACCACUGUUUCACUGGAACUCAACCUCCUUAAUAAUGCCAAGGGAGGCAACGAGAGUGAUGGGGAGGUGGAAGGAGAAAACGAGAAUGAGGAGGACGAGGAGGUGGCAUAUGAGAGUCUAAGGGGUCAGACGGCACCUUCAGAAACAAGCUGCUCUUCCAUUCCUCCUACCCCAGAUGUCCAAUACGAAAGUCCGCAUGAUGGUGGUCCUGUCAGUGAAGUUCCUGCGUCUCCUAUGCGAGUGCCAAAAGCCUUAUGUUCCACAGCUGCUACAGAGCAUGCAUUAAAACCACCCCGCAGGACUGGGUUUGGGUUUCAUUGGAAAGGACUCCAAGCACCAAGCCAGAUCUCGCCAGCAGGACUCUUGUUGCAAGAGCUUAGAAGCAAGGACUUCCUCGGACAUAAACACCAAAGUAAUGAGGGGCAUGAUGCUGAGGCAGAGGGUAACAUCAAUGUGAAUAUCUUCUCAUUGACUCUCAGAGGACACAGAGAGGAGGAGCAGUUGGAAGAAGAGACGAUGGGGAACUUGGAGAUCCAGGAACUGCUGGUACCUUCAUCUCCUCACAGAGAACUAGAAAAUACAACAGACAUCAAGCUCACACACUCUCUAGGCUCUGACAGGCACGUUACAGUCUGCGAGGAGAAGGAAGAGGAGGAGGAGGAGGAGGAGGAGGAAGAGUACUCUGGUUAUAUGAAGCGGAAAUAGAAUGGGCUUUUGGCGGUUGUGUUGCAUUAUUUUCACCUGUUUUGGACAUUUAUUACCUCAAAGGCCUACAUGGCAUAUGGCCUAUUAGUGAGUUUCAAAGGUCACUGAAUCCACAGUAUUCUUUGCUGUCGUUGAGUCAUUUCGCCAAACUUGGAGUGAGCAGUGUUUUUGUUACUGCUCACUCUUAAUUUGCCUUUUCAUUUUUGCUUUUUCGUCCUCUGCUGUCUAGCCUAUAUCCAGGUUUCUAGUAUUCAUGUAAUCAAAACAAGCUUGGAACUAAAGCUUUUUACUUGAGGUUUCAUUUUGUGGUGGUCAUCCUAAAUUCUGCACAUAUUCUGUCAUAUUUUUACAAAUUAGGGGUGCAACGAUCAAAUGACUUAGUCAACUAAAAUCGAUCACCAAAUUAGUUGGCAACUAAUUUAGUAGUCGAUUAGUCAGUGAUGUCGUCACGCGUGUUUCUCGCGUGUUUCUCUUGUUAAUUAGCAAAUGCAUUAAACAACCUCAAGCUAAAUUUAAAAGCUGAUAGCUACAUAGGAGUUAUGGUGGUAAUUGAGUGAUUGAUAAUCCGAAUAAACGAUUAUUCGUUUCAAUAAUCGAUUGAUUAUUCGACUGUCAAAAUAGUUGUUUGUUGCAGCCCUUUCACAAAUAAUCCAUUUGUAUACCAAAUCCCAGAUUGAGGAGACAGACUGGUUCAGAACAUCACUAAAAUCAAGAAAAGCCAGAAAUGUACCACUGUGUUUGAUAAUGGAGCCGAUCGAGUGCGAUAUUAAUGGAUUGGUACCGGAUUGCUACCACUAUAUGAAAUUUGGACUUCUUUUACGAUUAGCCAAUUGAACUUGAUGACUCAGUUAGAUUUAUUAAAAAAACUCUCUUGAUGAAUUGGCAGUGAUUAAUUGGCAAAUUGAAUAUCUGCAGGUCAUUAAAAAGCCAUGUUUAGCAGGCUGAAAGUUCUCCACAAGACGGUGCUAUUAGCAUUUAAGUAUAAUGAGAUGGUUGAGUGCAAAAACACAAUAUGAACAGAGCAUUUUUUUUAAAUGCUGUACUAUUUGCAAACACACAGCAUGGUUUACACAUACUACAACGCGUCCUUUGCAAAAAACAGAACACAGAUGUAAAAUGCAUUAGCCUAGCACAAAACAUGGCAGAUACAGCACCGUUUUCUAAUUGUAUUUGUAUGUUAAUCACACUUAACAGAAGAAUACAACAUGUUACAAGUACAAAAAAGUUCUACGCCAGUUGCAAAGAUUUUCUCACAAAUACACUAAGACAAUUCUCGGGCUGAGCAUAAUUUCCCCUCCUUAAGUAGAUGGCACUGAUGCUCUUACAAGAGGAAGCCAUUGUUUGCAAAUCAAGUUUUGUUUGCGAAAAGGGUUUGAUGUAAAACUGCAAAUGUAGUAAAGAAUAUAUUACUGGGACAUUACUGUUACAACCCACAAAUGUCUGUGUUUAAGCUUCAGGUGCCGUGAUUAAACUCAGAAUAAGAAAGUUAAUGCACACCUAAGAAGAGUACAAAUCCCAUAGAGGCACUUAUCAUGAAGAUUAAACAUAACUUAGCAUUGUCGCAGUGGUGAGGCAAGGAUGGCAAGGAUACAUUGAAGCUACUAAUAAAGUAAAGGUGUGUGCACUAUGCAUUGUUGUAUAAUGAUAUGUGCAGCUGUCAUUUAAUGGCAAAAUCCAAAAACUAAUGAAAUGAUUGGCUCAAAACAGUAUUACAGAUUCUUCAAUGUGGCAUUAACUGGCCAUACAGAAAGAAAUAGAGCCCACUUCCUAUUUUACAGUAGUGUUUGAGUUUGAAUUGUUCAUUGUGAAGUUUAAAAACAAUGCAAACAGUACCUGUUUUAAAUUAAAUAUAUACACACACACACACAAACACAGACACGCUUACAAAGUAAGCCACAGCUCAGUUUUUUUUCGUUAUCCAUGUUUAGUUGGAUAUCUCUCCAUGAACGCCAAUUCAAUAGUCAAACUUUGGUGACCAUAAUGGUUCAGGAGAUCAUAAUGAUACUGUAUCAUUUCCAGUGUUAAAUUGGGUAGCUGUCAGUUUCAUUUCAGGUUGAGGUAUUACGUUUCUUUGGAAGCUUUGUUUUAUCAUUAUGGUUUACUGGAUAGUGUUUGUAAAGCUCCCGAGUGGCGCAACCGUCUAAGCGUUGGCCCUAUCAUCAGGAGAUCGCGAGUUCGAGCCCUGGUGAUGCUAUAGCCAUCCGUAGCCGGGAGUCCGAGAGAGCACAAUUGGCCUUGCUCUCUCUGGGUGGGUGUGAUGGCUGCCCUUCUCCCCCCAUCACUCACUAAGCGCGAUGC